GCGUCCCUUGUCGAACGACAUUCACCAUGGCCCUCAAUGCCUCGUCACCGGCCUCGACGCAAGACGUCCUCAGACUCCCUAUCUCAAUCCUUCCCUUUCUCUCUCAAGAGAGCACUACUUGGCUCUACACUACAGCAGCUUUGUUGAGCUCAAUGCUCAUCCUCGAACAAGCAGUCUACCGAUACAAGAAAAGGGACCUACCGGGCGAUACAUGGACCAUUCCCCUUAUUGGAAAAUUUGUCGACUCAAUGCAUCCCAGCCUCGAGAAUUAUAUGAAGCAAUGGAAUUCCGGUGCGCUGAGUGCCCUCAGCGUGUUCAAUAUCUUCAUUGUUAUGGCGUCCACAACCGAAUAUUCUCGCAAGAUUCUAAAUUCACCAACUUACGCUGAGCCUUGCCUCGUCUACUCGGCAAAAACUAUACUAAACCCCAAGAACUGGGUUUUCCUCAAUGGCAGAGAGCACGUUGAAUACCGACGCGUUUUAAACAUGCUUUUCACCCGCAAAGCACUGGGGUUGUAUGUGGAUAUACAGGACCGGAUUACACGCAAGCAUUUCGCAUCUUGGGUCGACAAAAGCGACAAGCCUCAAGCGAAACCCAUCAUGAUGAUCGCCCGUUUCUUGAACAUGGAUACGUCGUUGCGUGUGUUCUGUGGAAAUCAUAUUCCCGACCACGCUACUCAGGAAAUCAGCGACAAGUACUGGUCGAUCACGCGAGCCCUGGAGCUUGUUAACUUCCCAUUUCCUCUUCCAGGUACAAAGGUCUACAAGGCAAAGCAGGCUAGUAAAAUUGCCAUGGACUGGCUAGCCCUUGCCGCAAAGAACAGCAAAAUCGCUAUGUCUAACGGUGCCGAACCGGAAUGUCUUAUUGACGAGUGGAUGCGUAUCUGCAUGGACCCCAACUACAAGGGCAGGAAGGACUUCAGUGACCAUGAGAUUGCCCUCGUCGUGUUCUCUUUCUUGUUUGCUUCUCAGGAUGCUAUGAGCAGCGGGUUGAUCUAUGGUUUCCAACACCUUGCUGAUCACCCUGAGGUCUUAGCCAAAGUCCGCAGCGAGCAAGAACGUGUUCGUGAAGGAAAUUUCGACGCUUCUUUCACUCUUGAGAUGCUCGACUCAAUGCCUUAUCUCAAUGCAGUAGUGAAGGAGAGCUUAAGAGUCAGGCCUCCGGUGACGAUGGUUCCGUACAAGGUGACCAAAGCGUUCCCUAUUAAGGAUGGUUACACCGUUCCAACGGGAAGCAUGGUCAUCCCUUCGUUCUACCCAUCUCUGCAUGACCCCGAAGUAUACCCUGAGCCCGAUAAGUUCGACCCUGACCGCUGGCUGGAUGCAAACAGUUCUGCCAAUGCCAAUCCCAAGAACUACUUGGUGUGGGGAAGUGGUCCUCAUCGUUGUCUUGGCAUCGAGUAUGCUUCGAUGAAUAUGGCCCUGGUCCUCGGAAUCGCUGCAAUGAUGUUUGAUUGGGAGCAUGAACUCACUUCUUUGAGUAAUGACAUCGAGAUUAUCGCAACUCUCUUUCCUAAGGACGGGUGCAGGAUGAAGUUGACGCCCCGCACUCAUUCAUGAUUCAUUUACUGAGGAAAUGGAGUGAUCAGGUAUUUGGUGGGACAAGUAUACCAGCAGGACUAGCAUAGACUACCUAAAAUAAUGAAUCCUGCGUCUUAGAUAUUGUAGAUCGUAGCUGAACUACCUGGUAUUCACCGCUGACCACGUUCAAGGGCAUCGUGCGAACAUUUACCUCUGGCGACUUCGAGAGUCAACUCUCUCGUUUCACAUACAUGUCCCUCCUAGAAGGCUUUGACUCGC
Messenger RNA from Marasmius oreades (fairy-ring Marasmius), 1799 nucleotides. RefSeq lists its product as uncharacterized. Gene Ontology annotation, biological process: sterol metabolic process. The record is from RefSeq and is a predicted model, not a curated record. The transcript is spliced from 6 exons. Lineage: Eukaryota; Fungi; Basidiomycota; Agaricomycetes; Agaricales; Marasmiaceae. The coding region runs from base 27 to 1559 and encodes 510 amino acids. Gene Ontology annotation, molecular function: monooxygenase activity; iron ion binding; heme binding.